Messenger RNA from Polychytrium aggregatum, 723 nucleotides. Its product is annotated as 1,2-dihydroxy-3-keto-5-methylthiopentene dioxygenase. Lineage: Eukaryota; Fungi; Chytridiomycota; Chytridiomycetes; Polychytriales. The record is from RefSeq and is a predicted model, not a curated record. Gene Ontology annotation, molecular function: acireductone dioxygenase [iron(II)-requiring] activity. Bases 46 to 582 code for a protein of 178 amino acids. The transcript is spliced from 6 exons.
AUCCUCCCCGUUUCUUCCGCCACCCACCCACCUCCAACAGCCAUCAUGGUCAACGCCUGGUUCUUCAACCCCACCGACGAGGACAAGCGCGAGCUGCACCAGUUCGUCCCCAACCAGCCCGUCUCGCUCGAGGAGCUGGCCAAGCUCGGCGUCGAGUACUACUUGUUUGACGACCAGGAGAGCGUCGAUGCCUUUGCCCUCCAACGCCAGUACAAGAACCGUGACCUGAUCACCAUCCACAAGGACAAGCUCCCCAACUACGAGGAGAAGCUCGAGAACUUUUUCACCGAGCAUCUCCACGAUGAUGAGGAGAUCCGUUACAUCAAGGAGGGAACCGGCUACUUUGACGUCCGCGACCACGCCGACCGCUGGAUCCGCAUCCAGGUUGAGCCCAAGGAUCUCCUGAUCAUCCCCGUUGGCAUCUACCACCGCUUCACCCUGGACACCAACAACUACAUUGUUGCCCUCCGUCUCUUCCACGACGAGCCCAAGUGGACUCCCUACAACCGCCUCGACACUGCUACCGAUGCCCGCCCCUCCCGCGACGUCUACCUCAAGCAGUUUGUCGCUGUCGAGAACUAAACUCAUCUCGUGUAUCAAAUGUGACAGCACCUGGUUCCCAAUCCAGCCUUGUAUCUAUCCUUCACCUGUAGUUUUGUGUGCAUCUUAUUCUUGGACCAAGCGCGCACCCGCCCUGCUCAAUACACAGCAAUUGCAUAUUAU